Molecule: messenger RNA, 1373 nt
Organism: Pyricularia oryzae 70-15
Lineage: Eukaryota; Fungi; Ascomycota; Sordariomycetes; Magnaporthales; Pyriculariaceae
Exons: 3
Coding region: 162-1373 (403 amino acids)
Source: RefSeq, a predicted model, not a curated record
CAGUCCCAUCACAAACCUUCUCUAUUCUCCUCAUUCUAUUCUUCAGCAGGCUUCGAGGGUGUUUCUCUUUCCCUUCUUUGUUUCACUUUACUUUCGUUCAUUCAUUUUUAUUAUUAUUAUUCACUUCAUAAGCAGCUGCCGGACAGCAUUUUACAGCCAAGAUGCAUACUCCAUCGUUCGUGAAGCUUUUGCUUACUGGCCUGGCCGCCACUUCUGCCGUCAACGGUUUCGACCUUGGCAGGCCCACUAGCCUCGCUACUCGCCAUGUUGGUGCCCUAGUUGCUCUUGCUGGAUCAGCAUUAGCACUCCCAGCCGUGGAGCGCCGCGCUGAGAUCGAGACACCAAGGAUCGCGGCUCGUGAGCCCCACCACGCCGGCAAAGGCACUGGCAAAAAGAAGGGCGGCAAGAAGAACGGUGGUAAGAAGAACGGCAGACGUGACCUUGAGGAGGCCGAUACCGAGGCCGACGAGGAGCACGAUCUUGAGACCCGCGCCCCCCACCAUGCCGGCAAAGGCACUGGUAAAAAGAAGGGCGGCAAGAAGAACGGUGGUAAGAAGAACGGCAGACGUGACCUUGAGGAGGCCGAUACCGAGGCCGACGAGGAGCACGAUCUCGAGACCCGCUCACCCCACCAUGCCGGUAAGGGUACCGGCAAGAAGAAGGGCGGCAAGAAGAACGGUGGCAAGAAGAACGGCAGGCGUGAUCUUGACGAGGUCGAUGCCGAUGAAGAGGAGCACGAUCUCGAAACCCGUUCACCCCACCAUGCCGGCAAAGGCACUGGUAAAAAGAAGGGCGGCAAGAAGAACGGUGGUAAGAAGAACGGCAGACGUGACCUUGAGGAGGCCGAUACCGAGGCCGACGAGGAGCACGAUCUCGAGACCCGCUCACCCCACCAUGCCGGUAAGGGUACCGGCAAGAAGAAGGGCGGCAAGAAGAACGGUGGCAAGAAGAACGGCAGGCGUGAUCUUGACGAGGUCGAUGCCGAUGAAGAGGAGCACGAUCUCGAAACCCGUUCACCCCACCAUGCCGGCAAAGGCACCGGCAAGAAGAAGGGCGGCAAAAAGAACGGCGGCAAGAAGAACGGCAGACGUGAUCUUGACGAGGUUGAUGCCGAUGAAGAGGAGCACGAUCUCGAAACCCGCUCACCUCAUCAUGCCGGCAAAGGCACCGGCAAGAAGAAGGGCGGCAAGAAGAACGGCGGUAAGAAGAACGGCAGACGUGAUCUUGACGAGGUUGAUGCCGACGAAGAGGAGCACGAUCUCGAGACCCGCUCACCCCACCAUGCCGGUAAGGGUACCGGCAAGAAGAAGGGCGGCAAGAAGAACGGUGGCAAGAAGAACGGCAGGCGUGAUAUGGAGUCCAUUGCUGCUUGA